AUGUCGUUCGACAUCCCGCUCUCCGCGUACGGAAGACGCGUCGGGCCGUCGCGCUUCUCCGCUGGCCCGCUGCAGGAGGUUAUGAAGCAGGAGGGCGCGCACGUCAUGGCCCAGGGCGUGCCGCCGGUGACAGCCUUGCCCAUCGCUAGCCUUUCGGCGACGCUCGCCGACGGCAGCACUGUCGAGCUCGAUGCCGUUGAGACCCGCAACGCACAGCGCUACGCGCCAUUCGCGUGGGCUCCGCUCCGCUCGUGGCUGCUGGAGCACGUGCGAGAGCAGCACAGCCCGCCGAGUGAGCACUGGGACGUGAGCAUAACCGCUGGCUCAAUGCUCGGGAUCGACGCGGUCUUGCGCCUGCUGCUCGACCCGGGCGACGCCGUCCUGUGCGAGGAAUUCACCUUCCUCGCGUCCAAGGACAACCUCCUCGCGGCGGGCGCCACCCUCCUCCCGCUGGCGAUGGACGAGGACGGCCUCCUGCCGAGCGCAGUCGAGGAGGAGUGCGAGGCGCGGCUGGCGGCGGGGCUGCCGCUGCCAAAGCUGCUCUACACGAUCCCCGUCGGCCAGAACCCAACCGGCUCGCGGCUGCGGCCGGACCGGUAUGCCGCCGUCUACUCCGCCGCGCGCAGGUACGGGCUCGUCAUUGUCGAGGACGAUGCUUACUACUACAUGCAACACAGGGCGGCGCGGCCCGACAUGCCCCUGCCCGGGCUGAGUGGGCUCGGGCCCAGCUUCCUCUCUCUGGACGAGGACGGGCGCGUCGUGCGCCUCGACACCUUCUCGAAGCUCCUCGCGCCCGGCUUCCGGCUCGCGUGGGUGGACGGGCUGCAGUACAUGUCGUCGCAGUGGGGCAGCACGCUCUCGAUGCUGCUGCUCGCAAAGAUGCUCGCGGCGCCCGGCUGGCUGCUCGGCCACGUCACGGCGCUGCAGGCGGCGAUGCGGACGCGCUGCCUGGCCCUCCUCGCGGCCGCCGAGGAGCACCUCGGGGGCGUCGCCACCUGGAGCGUGCCGCAGGCGGGGAUGUUCCUAUGGCUGACCCUGGCGGCGGACUACGAGCCGGGGCCGCUGCUCGAGGCGUUGAGGCGGCACGGGGUCGCGGUGAUUCCGGGCGAGAGCUGCGCCGCCGCGCCGCCACCGGCGGGCCGCCGCCACUUGAGGCUCACAUAUGUCAUCGACCCCGACCAGUACAAUGAGGGCGUUAGGAAGGUGGCGCGCGUUCUCGGUUCUGCGCGCGUGAACAUCUGA
Messenger RNA from Emiliania huxleyi CCMP1516, 1242 nucleotides. RefSeq names its product putative aminotransferase. Gene Ontology annotation, molecular function: pyridoxal phosphate binding; transaminase activity. The coding region runs from base 1 to 1242 and encodes 413 amino acids. NCBI's taxonomy places the organism in Eukaryota, Haptophyta, Isochrysidales, Noelaerhabdaceae. The transcript is spliced from 2 exons. The record is from RefSeq and is a predicted model, not a curated record. Gene Ontology annotation, biological process: biosynthetic process.